UAUCUUCCGCGUAAAAGAGUUACACUAUUUUUUUUUCCGGAAUUCGCAAUGCUUGUAUACAUGGGUUCUUAUUUUCUAAAACCGGAAAUUGUAGUCAAUGUAAACAUGUACAGAACGAAGACCGGGAAAUUCACUAGCAAAUCCCACUAUCAUCGUUUAAGAAAGGCGUAUGAAAGAAAAAAGAAACAGCAAGGUAUUACCGUAAUCAAUGUUGACGAAAAUAAUAACAUUUGUACAGACAGUGUUCGUGUUGAUCGUGAAACUGAAACAGAAAGGGUUCCCUCUGAAUCUGACAUAGUCGGUGUUCAUCAUGAUACUGAUUAUGAAUGUUAUGAUAUUAGCGAUUCUGAAGAAGAUGUUUCUGAUAGUGACUCGUCAUGGGACUGUGGGAGACGUAUUGUGGAACUGGGGGUCAUUGUUGAGAACUUGCUGAAGGGUUGUGUUAUGUGUGGCUUUCCAUUGCACCUAGUUGACUGUGUGAAUGAAAAGCGUUAUGGCCUUGGCUCUUUGUUAUAUAUCAGAUGUCGUCAAAGUGCGUGUAGAUACUUGUCACCAGUUCCAACAGGAAAGAGGCAGACGUUAACAACUGGAAGCAAAUCCAAUAAUCCAGCCUGGGAUGUAAAUACCAAACUAGCCUUAGCUAUGAUUCAUGCUGGUCUGGGAGAAGCUAAAGUAAAUGACUUCUUGUCUACACUGAAUAUUCCCCCUGUUUCACCCACAACUCUGAAGAAAAAGGAAAGAAUUGCUGGGAAGCAUGUUGAGGGUGUUGCCCAAGAAACGUGCAAAUCUUUUGCAGAAGAAGAGACUGUUUUGAGCAGGAAUGGGAACAAAAUAGUUGUGUCUACAGAUGCGGGAUGGCAUACUAGAUCCUCGGGCAGAUCUUAUUGUAGUCUAUCAGGACAUGCUGCAAUGAUAGGCAAAGAAACAGGAAAGUGUGUGUCCUAUGCUACGAGGAAUAAAUUCUGUAGAUUCUGCAACAGGGCUGAAAGACUUGGUAUUGAAGCCAGUGACCAUGAUUGUAGGAAAAAUUGGACUGGAAGCUCCAAAGCCAUGGAACCUGACAUGUGUGUAUCUAUGCUGAAAGACUUAGAAAGCCAAGACAUUAUUGUAGAUACUGUUAUCAUGGACGAUGACACAACAACAAUUGCAAGACUUAGAAGUGAAGUAAAUGCUGGUCUCAAGAAGAUAAGCGAUUCAAAUCAUACUGUUCGUCAUUUUACCAACAGACUUUAUUCAUUACGUCAGCAGAAGAAAUAUAAACAGCUGAACCCAAGAAGUAUUUCACACCUGGGAAAGUGCUUUACAUAUGCAGUAUCUCAAAAUUGUGGUGACUCAGAGGGCACAAAGAAAUCCAUAAUGGCAAUUAAAACGCACGUUUUUGGGACUCAUGAGUUAUGCGACAGGGCAUGGUGCAAAUUUCUUCAAAAUCCUGCAACUUACAAACCCAAAAAUCUACCCUACAAGCGAUACUUCAGUGGUGAUGACUUUAGAGAAGACUUCAGUAAAAUCAUCAAAGAAUUUGCAUCUGAAAGUGAAAAACUGUGCAGUUUAGGUUCAACUCAAGCUAAUGAAAGCCUCAACAAUACAGUUGCUAGUAAGGCUCCAAAAUGCACAUUUUCAGCUGGAUCAGAAAGCAAUGAUUUCAGAGUAGCAGCUGCUGUUUGUCAGAAAAAUAUAGGAUGUGGAUAUGUGAAUGAGGUGAAUGGAAAAAUGUUACUAUCACCAGGAAAAUUUACUGACCAACGAAUAGGCAACGUUGAUGAGAUGCGUAGGAAAAGGAAAGAACUAGCUGAAAAACCAUCAUACAAAAGACAGCGUCUGAUGAAAAAAGAGAAAAACUUUUCUUCCGAGUCAUGCCGUGUAACUAGAGAAGGGACGUGUUAUGAAUCAAAUGUCAACUUCCAUCAGGAUGACUCUGAUUGUAACAUCCUAGAGAUUCCUGCACCCCAAACCGCACCAAAAUCUUCACCUCUGUCAGAUGGGAAAUCCUACACCUACGUAUACUUUGAUCUGGAAACCACAGGAUUGGAGAGGCAUUCUGAUAUCACACAGAUUGGUGCAACAUGUGGAAAGGAAACAUUUGAUAUAUAUAUGAUUCCAGAAAAGAAGAUAUCUACUUCUGCCACUUGUGUCACAGGUCUAGCCAUGAUGAACCAUCAAAUAAUCAAAAAUGGUAUUCCCGUGGUUGCCGUGUCACCCAAAGAUGGACUGACAAAGUUUUCCUCAUGGCUUCAUCAAUUUCCCAAUCCUUUAUUGGUGGCUCACAACUGUAGAUCUUUUGACUCUCUUGUAUUGUCAUUCAAUUUACAGAAACAUGGUGUAUCAAGUGAUAUAGAGGGUUUUUGUGAUACUCUACCCUUUUUCAGAAAGAAUUUCCCCGGACGUACCAGUUACAAACAAAAAGACUUGGUUUUUGAUCUGCUCCAAGAAUCAUAUGAUGCCCAUGAUGCACAUGCUGAUGCUGUCAUCCUACAGAAAUUAUGUCAAUCUGUUGUGAGGAUGGAGAACCCUACAUCAACUUUACUCGAGAACAGUUUCAGUACCAAAUUUCUGUUCGACUUUCUUCAUUAUGAGAAAGAAAAGAAAAUCAACAGUGAGUCCUUGCAGCCCUUAGUUGACGCAAAAGUCAUUUCUCCUCACAUGCGUGCCAAAAUAGCAAGUUCUGGACUAGGACUUAGGCAUAUUGAACUGGCCCACACAAGAGAUACAAAUUUAGGUGUUAAACAUUUAUUUCUAGAAUGUGCAAGUGAUGGCAAACCAAGAGUGACAAAGAACAGUAAAAUUGUGUGUCAGGUAGUUCAAUACCUUGAGCAGCAGACUUCAGAGGAGACAACUCCUACCUGACAUGAUUGAAUAAAUUUCUUUUUACUAUAUAAAUUAUUUUUUCUUGCUUUAUUUAGUGUGGAAAGGGUACCCAAUUCCUAGUUUAUUCAAAAGUAGUACUACUGUUUACACUCCAUAAAAAAUAUAAACAUAUUUUAGGAUUAUCU
Molecule: messenger RNA, 2990 nt
Organism: Saccostrea cuccullata (small rock oyster)
Lineage: Eukaryota; Metazoa; Mollusca; Bivalvia; Ostreida; Ostreidae
Exons: 6
Coding region: 49-2844 (931 amino acids)
Biological process (GO): DNA catabolic process
Cellular component (GO): cytoplasm
Molecular function (GO): 3'-5'-DNA exonuclease activity; nucleic acid binding
Source: RefSeq, a predicted model, not a curated record